CUGUAAGAUAUGAAUUGCUUUAUAUGGUAACGAAAAUUGAGAACUAUGACGAGAAACUAUGACAUUUGACGAGAGAGGUUUAGCGACUAUUAGUGAGAUUUAGCGACUAUUAGUGAAAUUUAGCGAUUAUUAGUGAGAUUUAACGACUAUUAGUGAGAUUUAGCGACCUAUCCGGACCGAACUCCCGUACGACAGGACAGGACAGAACUGAUAAAUUCAAGUAAUGGCAGAUGUAGAACCUCUUGAGGUUGUAGUGUCACAAACGAAGCCGAAAAAAUGUCAUAGAAUCAUGUAUUAAAUAUCUGCAUCUGUGAUACACCGUGCGUCUCCAUGGAUGGAACUUUGCUUUUGAUGCUGUUUUCCCUUAAAACAGUAUAUUCCAGCAUGGAGAAAAUCAUAUCACAGCUAGUUUCAUUAUAGUUUGCUUGUUUGUUUUUUUCUGUCGAGCAUAACGUCGCAAUAUUUGAGCGCGCGAAUUUUCUUUUGCUUUUAUUGAUAACGUUGAAAGCUUUUCCCGCUCUUGCAACACCAGCCGAAUGCUACUGCUCGUGAAAACAGUCGCUGAUUGAACCAUGUGUCCUCGUGCGGUAAAGCACUAUGGGUAGAAUGUUUUUAUUUGUAAUGCUGUUCAUAACAGAAUAUAUUUUUAAUAAUAAAAUCUAAACAUGAAUUUGACAGUUGAGGCAAUUUUAAUAAUAAAUAAUUAAGUGCUCACAGAAAUGUAAUUUUAUAUAAGUAACUGAAGUUUAGUAAGUGCUAUUAAACUAACGUUGAAAAAAAUUCGAACUACUACAACUUUUAGGACAUAUUUAACAAUAAAUAAAUAACAAUAAAACCACUGCAAAACACAUCUACAACCGAGUAUGCCCGGUAUAAGGCACAGCACAAGGAGGAAAUGCCUUGUGAAAGUUGUGUGAAUGCUCCCAUAGUGAAGGCCGAGCAUUCAUCUGGCACGAACAGUUCCACUCGUCCAGGCGCCCGAAGGAUGCACGAAUCGGUCCUUAGUUGCCGGCCCGAAGCAGCGGCCCCGAGUGAUAGCACGAUUAGAUAAAAAGCACACUAACAGCUGCACUCGAAGCUCAGUUGUUGCCGAACAGCUGUCGAGUGCGCGUGUGAACAAAAGUGUUUCGUUUGUGUUCUCUCACCAGAGUUCUCUGUGUUUGUUACGGCGCAUUUUCAAUACGAUCGAACCAUUGAUCUAAUGAUCAUAAUUAUUGAACUGCGUUCGGUUUAGUAAUUCGAUCUCUUAGUGGGUGCGCGCGCGUAUGUGUUAGUGCAGGAUGAAGUGGAUGAUGUGCCAUAGAGAAAUGUGUGUAUUAUAUACGCCGGUUCUAAAAUAGUGUUCGCUAAUUAGUGGUAUUAAGGAUUGGGAGAGUGAACCCCAAAGUGGAUAUUAAUUAAUUUGCGAAAGGAAAGUUUCCGAGUGAUGGACAUUUGGGUGGAAAAGGUUGAAAAGAGAGAGAGAGAAAAAAACAGCAACAAAAACAACGUGUCAAAGUGAUCAAAAACGAUAAAAGUGAUAUAAAAUCAACUUUUUAAUAGGCCCAACCUCCACCCAGUUUUCGUUCGGUCGUGGUGGUCACCUAUCAACCUAUUUCCUUCCGAAAACACAUUCGGCACCCCCGGAACGUCCGCUUUGCUGUGUUAGUGUGUGUGUGUUUGUUAGUGUGCGCGCUUAUGAGUGUUUAAUCGGUACCCCGAUCACAUAAUACUGUACGUUACUGUACGUUACACCGUUACUGUACUAGCCAGGGGGAAGGGGGGAAAGAUUGUUAUUUUUUUGUAACGCUUGUCCUUUUCCUCGUUUGUUGUUUUAUUUUGGAAAAUUAACCGCAAAAUACACAGGAUACAAAAGAUUUAUUUUAAAAUCUCAACUCAACUCUUAAAUCCGUUGAUAUAUACACAACGAUCAGUAGCGUUUGAAUGUUUUGACAGCCACUAAGCUGUGCACGCAAAUCAAUAUUUACCGCUGUAUCGUCGAUGGUUCGUUUUUCAGUAUCAAUUGGCGUACGAUUCAGUAUAGUGUAUUCUAUCCAAUUUGAAACUCUGCAAAUUUGACCAAUUUGCCAUUCGUAGUGUAAUCUGUUGAAUGCGUUAUAGUUUGUUAAUGUGUUUUGUGGCUCAGUUUUGUUGUUGCUGAAUGAUUUUCAUUUAUGUUUCCCUUCUCGAAAGGCUCAUUAGUUCGGGUCAAAACAGUUCCGUUGCGACAAAAUCGUACCGUCUCACGGAUAAAUAAAUUUCACGUUCAAAUUACUUACGUUUCCGGUCGGGCCGGUUUUUUCAACCCCGCUCGCCUUCCACCUGCACGGCAUAGUGCGCCGUCGAUGGUUACAUGCCGUGCGUGCGGCAAAGCACAAUGAUCGACCCGGUACGGUUCACGUUUCGGUGACUUUCAUCAAUCAAUCUUACCGCAGCCAAUACCGUGCACAUAUUCAACGGCCCCUACCCAUCACCACGGUGGGAAGAUCGUGAAGCUUCAAUCAAAUCUAAUCCGCCUGCUUCCGGUAGGAUUUUCCGGUACACCCGUUUUGCAAGAACGGGGCAAAAAUCCGAGGCAAAAAAAAAAAAAUUACGCCCCUCCGGGAAAAGCUUGGUUUUAUGUGAAACGGGAACACAUCCCACCCGAGUGUGCGCUUGGUUAUGGUUUCCUGCCAGUAUUCGGUGCCGUGCUGAGAGAACAAAAAAAAGCACACACAAAAACAACCAGCGUACGUGCGGUUCCGGUGCGAAUCACAAUUAAAAUUACGUCAACAUCGCUAGGAUGAGAUCUCCUUCCCUUGGCGAUGGGAAAGGCAUCCCGGAGGAGUUGGUGUCCGCGGUUAUGCAGGUGUUGCUCGGUGAGAAGAACUACAGUGUGAAUGGUGAUUACAGUGCACCGUACCUAAAGCCGGUCGUCGCACGCAUCUAUCCGUUGUUUAUCCUGCUGUACGCGAUACCAACCGCCCUUGGGCUGACGCUUAACGUGAUGAUCAUCGUCUACAUAAGCAAGUACAAGCUGUACCGGGAUGUGACGCAUGCGUUCCUCGUCAAUCUGGCCGUUUGUCACUGUGUGCAGUGUGCGUUCGUACUGCCGAUCACGCUGAUGGUCAUGAUCAUCCAGAACUGGGUGUUUGGGCAGUUUCUGUGCUUCUUUCUACCAUUGCUACAGGACAUACCACUGCACGUGGCCAUGCUGUCGCAUCUACUGAUUGCCUGGGACCGUAAGCGUUGGCUCACCGAUCCGCUGAAGGUACGGCUGCCGGCGUUCGUCUGUAGCUGUGCUUCGUGGCUGGCCGGUUUGGUUAUCGCCCUGCCGUACCCGAUCUACACGACGUAUCUGGAUCUGGAGAUAUAUCUGCCAGGUUUUGCUGGGGUUGGAAUUUGUGCGGUCAACCUGGUAGAUGACAUGCAAGAGUAUAUGCGCGGUCUGUUCGUGAUCAUGUACUGCGCACCGAUGACUCUGCUGGGCUAUCUCUACAUCCGCACGUCCCGUGAACUUCGUCCCCCGGACGGGCCACUCUCGAUAAUGAUGUUCGAGGCACGGGCCGAAGCACGAAGCCGUCAGAUACGCCUGUCCAAUGCUGGCCGUGGUAAAAGUGGCCCUGGAGGAUCUGGAGCCGGUGGUCGCGAAGGAACGCCGGAACAGACAGGUGCGGGCGGAUCGUCGGCGUCAACAGCCUCGGCGGCAGUGACAGCGUCGGCCAGCCUGGGCGGCAACUCCCGGACAUACGAUCUGUACGAUGCGGAGGCGGACGUCAACCGCGAAAAGCGCACCCAACGUCACCUGGGUGCGAUGGCAUCGUCCCAGGUACUGUGCGUCUGCCCAUUAAUGAUCCUAAGGCUCGCCCGGAUGACGGUGGCGGAGACAUACGAGAACCAAGCGCACUACGACAUCACCUUUCUGAUGUUCGUCUGGAUCGCCUUCCUGCCGACCAUCAUCGUACCGUGGAUGUAUGCGUCUUGGGUGCUCUCGAAACCAACAAAAGAGCGUUUACGAGGCUAUCUGCGUUUGUCAUCCCGGCGUAACACAAAUACCCGGUCGGAACAUUCAUUGGACGAAACCGGCAGUACACCAACGGGCCAAACACUGGGUAAGAAUGCUCCCACAGCUACACCAAUGUCCGUAUCUGUGGGGCCGCUGAAGUCUUCGGGAGCGUCGUCUGGACGUCCAGGAUCUCCACCGCACCGUCGCACUGCAUCUGGCCGUUCUGGUGCGCGUGCAUCUUCGUUACAGUCCGAGGCAACACUAACUGUCACGAACGGUACAGCAACAACCUCCAUGAGCAUCGGCAGCGAACCAACCAAGUCACCGGCAAGCAACAGUGCACGCACAGUGGAGACUACGAUUUCGCGCCAGUCGUCCAUGGGGAGACCGCGCCGUCAGCUACCACCGCCGCUGCGCAUCGAGGAGAGCAACUUCCACAAGACGCCGUCGGUGAAGUCGAACCGAACGCUCACCUCAUCCGCCCACAACUCGUCCGUCCGGUCGACGGCAAGUCGGGCAAGCAGGACAAGCAGUACGGCUCCACUGUAUCCCCGUCGGUACAGUACCCACAGUCGGCAAACUUCCCAGCUGUCGCAGGCAGAGGAUGAGGACGAUGUGAGUUCACUCGUUGGCAAUAGUUCGGACAUUACGUCGAGUACCUACUGCUGCACCGGUCCGGAUGCGGGACCACUGUACGCGGACGAUCCGCUCGGUGCCGGUGUAAGGCGUGCGCACAAUGGUGCUCACGUCGGUACGCUCGGUGCACCGUACCGGCGACGUAGUUCCGCUCAAACGCAAGCCUCUUCACAUAUGUCUUCGACGCGCCCAUUGUACCCGUCAGCUCCGGACGAUCGUGGUGAGAGUGAAUCGAUUGCGGGUGGCGGCGGUGGUGAAUCGGGUGCGGGCGAUGAUGAUGACGAGUCGGAGAUCUUCAGCUCGGUAUCACAGCCAUCCGCCCGCAAGCGCCCCGUAGGCAUCCUGAAGGCGACACCUUCCAUCGUGUCGAUCAGCGAGAGUGAGUACUCAUCGCGCAAGGGUUCGUUCAGCACACUGUCGCGUGAUCUGGAGAUAAUCGAUCAGCUCGAGCGGGAACGCAGCAUGGACAUACAGGAGAUGAUACAGCGCGAGAAAACGUACGAGCAGUAUCUGGUGCGGCAAAACUCCAAGCUCAAGUUUUCUACCAAUUUCGACGAUUACUUCGAAGCUGCUGCAGCAGCGGUUUCGGCGAGUUUGCCUGAACCACCUGCACCAUCACACCAGACGGGUGGUGCUCAGCUUCCAGCGCAACCCUCCGCUCAGCUUCCUGCCCCACCGGCAACAGCUGGGAGUAUCUCGCCUCGGCGUGCCCGGUCUCCGAUGCAUCGACGAAGCAGUCAGCUGCCGGGAGGUGUGCCACUACCCGUUGGACCAUUAACUGGCGAGCGUACGCAAGCGUUUGGGCCGAGGCGCUCGAUCGAGCUCGAGCGUCGGUUCCACCGGACGUACUCGACGAGUGGUUCGACACGCAGCUCCACCAAGUCGCGUGAUCGCAUCACCUUCCAGGACGAUGUCUGAGAGUUGGGCACGAGCGGUGGUGGAGUUGGGGCUAAGCUGCUACUGCGUACCAGCACGGAGCGUAGCCCCAGCCGAGAUCUACUGGUGUAGAUCCGCUCCAUCGAUCGCUCAGGCAAUGCUGGAGUAACUCGCAAACUUCGAGUACUCAACUAGAUGAAUUAGAAUUGUCUUGAAAACAAUCCAUCUAGAAGCACUACUGAGGACAAACAUGUUUUUAUCGUUGUAUUCUGAGGGUUUUCUUGCUAUUACCAACAGGCACAAGUUGAUAUCAUGAUAAAGGUCACCAGUAUGUCACACUAGCCAAGGUGUGUAGAAGGAAAAUAAUUAGAUGCAAAGGUAGCAACACCUUUUACACAUUUUGUGUGGUCGGGAUGAACCAGGCAGCAAGUUUGGAAAAGACACUCCCGACUCAGCCCGUGGACCCGUGGAGUGUACGAGUGGCUUAUCGUAUUUAUUUCCCACAGGAGAACCAUACCAUUUCGUGGGCGAACAGGCCCCCCCGCCGUACACCCGAGUAGCCCCUCCGGCCAUAUAUGUAAAUGGAGGCCGUCGAUGUUUGCCUGGUUAGCGACACCGCACCCGUGUGCGUGUCUGCGGUUUGGGUUUACUUCACCGUGGGCCCCGGGGGGGGGGGGGGGUGUUAUCACACACAGACACCGAAAGAGAGAGAGCUAUUAGUCAGUGGGGAGUACACUGUUGCUCCCGACCUUGCUCAACAUAUAGAUAUAUACUCCGUCCGCUAACGUUGUGUUGUGAACAUUAUCGACAUGCUGCUGCAUGGGUGGUGUUUGGGAAUCGUUUAGCUUAUUGGUUUCAGCCUGUGUACCGGUGUACCUUUACCUCGAGAAGGUAAACUCCCUCCUCUCCUCCUCUCCCCUCCCGAGGGGAUGCAUUCCAGGUAAUUUGUAAAGAACAAAACAACUUUUUCCCCGGCUACUGUCACUGAUACUGAGGCGGAUAAAGUUGAUAACAGUGAUUCUAUGGCACCCGUUUAGUAAUGAUACUUUGGCGUUAGAACCCAUUCACAACUACGGUCAUAUUGAGUGUAUGAAUGUAUAGCUUGAUGUGAGCUUGUUCUAGACGAGUACGGGAACUCUCAUCUUGGACGUGGAUAUGAAAACUGGAGAAUAAUCAUCCUCGAUAACAAUAGUAUCAACACAAUUCCCGCUUUAUGAUUAGCUAUAUUUUAUAGAACUCCCACCAGAAGUCAGGUGAUGUGGCACAAUCUUCUUCAUCUGUCACGUGUAAAAGGGUACAGCUAGAACAAUAACAUCCAUCAAUGUUUCGCGCCAAGAUCUGGGACAAAUGUUCAUUAUCGUGCUGAUUGCACUACUUUUGAGGUAGGUCUGUUAAUAUCUUUCCCGUUUUUUUUUUGCUAUUGCCUUCGGAAGUCAUAGAAUCUGCAAUUCAAAAGCUGCCGUUCUGCUUGUCCACUGAAUCGCGAACAAAAGCAACGACUAUGUUGAACUCUGGAGGGACUCCCUGGAGGGAUUUCUCGCAGGAACUCCACGAAACCGCUCUCUCGUCUAACAGUCGCCGACGGUCGUCCCCUCUGUGGUGCAUCGGGACAUAAUGCAAAAGGUGGCACGUGGCGUAUUUACAACACACUCACCCACCCUGGUGGGUGGCUGAUUGUCCGUUAUGCUCGAUUGGGUAAUGGUAAUUGAAUCGCUUUGGAAUUCCUCUUUUUUCCCCAUUCUCCGCUUGGUGUGCGUGUGCGAGUAUUUAUACGACGGGGGUGGAGAGGGGGUGUUUCUUGUCGCCUUCCUGCACCAAAACACGCACACGUAAUUAAUUUAACCUCAACCGGAACAGGGCCACAUUAUCGGUUCAACGCUUUGAACACACAGUUGCUGCUCCUGUUUUGCGAUAACUUUGUACCAUUAUUACCAAUUAUACAACACAAAAUGCAUCGCGGUACGUUUCCAAUCUUCCAAGUUUGUUGCAUCCUUAUCGCCAUCCUCAUGCCGUUUUAUGGGUGUAAAUGUGUGUGUGUUUUUAUUUUACAGUGGGAAGUUAAUAGUAACCACAUUCGUCGCUUCAGCGAGCGUGGAUAUUGUCAACUUCUCCUUUGACAGUUCGAUGGACGAGUUUGACAGCCAAACAGUGCAAUGACAUAAGGUGUGUUUUUGUUUUGAAUGUCAUCUGCAAAUUAUGAAGAAAUUAGUCUAUAAGUAAUACGUUCGUAAAUAGAUGUUAUUGCGUACACGCAUUUGGAAGUUUCGGGUGAUGCGAUGCGUAAUAUUGGAGGCACGAAAAAAAAUCCCAAUUUAGUCCCCCCCCCCCCCCGAAAAAAAGACGCAACAUUUGCGAUAUAGUUUUUGUGAGCGGAUAUCAAUGUGCAGAUUUGUCUACAGACUUGUAUGGUGAUGUCUGAUAUAUUUGAAAAAAAAAACAUCAACGUACAAAAAUGCAAGCAUCAUCAAUGGUCGGGGCUUGUACUGUUAUAAAUACAAACGAUUACUACGCAGCACAGGGCUAUAAUCAGUUCACUAUUGGUAGCAAGUAGUUUCUAGAACAUGGCGCUAAGGUAUAAACGAACCGAUCGAACGUGAGUGGAGCGAAACGCGAACGACAUUGUUUACGCAAAACCCGCGCAAAACGAAACAAUGUAGCUUUACAGCCCCAAUAUUACACAAUAAGCGAAUGCAUGUUUGUCUUACCUUACCCGUACAGUGUUGAUGUUGAUAUAAACAAACAAACCAACAACAAAAAAAAACAAACAAAUACGAAACACUUUUCUAACGCAAAGAGUUUUGCAGCAUAUGCGCAACUGAUGCUAUUUAGGAAUAAACUUGUACAAGCAGCUCGUGAAGGUAAACUUUCUUCCUUUCCACUUACGUUUUUUGCUGUAUUUGCUGUAUGAUCAAAUGUCAAGGUACUGUGCCAUCCAUCUAUAAAAAAACAGCUGCAGAGACGUCACGAGGCAACGAAUAGUACACUUGAAGCGCGUGGUGAAACUUACCAGAAAUCAUAACUAAAAGUAAAAGAAAAAAAAAACUUUCCCACAAAAGCGGUUUAACCGCUGGGUGGGAAGGGGUUUACAUACGGAAAACAACCGUUUUAUGCUUAAGCUUGAACCAGAUUUGGUGUGGUGUUGGUAAUGUUGAGUCGCUUUGAUACGGCACCACACACUUCGGAUGCUGGUGGUUUCAAUUUAGCGCAUUAUAUAUGUUUUUUAACAAAAAUAUAUUUAAAAAAUCACAUAUAAUUAGUAGAACAAAUGGGAACCGCAGCUUACGUUGUGAGAGAAGGGGGGAGGGGGGGGGGAGGUGAUGGGCAACCGCUCCAUAUUCCAGAUGAUGUUUGAUGUUUGGUGUUACCUGUGUUAUAGGAGUUUAAUAUAGCGAAACGAAAGGAAGCUAACGCUCGGUGCGUUACCUUGCAUUGCACAACGCAGUAACAGUACAGGGCGUUACCAUUUUUAUACGCGCCACCAGGCGUCUCCAUUACCACGUGAAAGACCAGGCGUCUCCAUUAGGAAUGAACUUUAAAACAAAAUAAUAAACAAAAAAAACACAGUUUGUAAGCAUUUCUAAAUGCUCUCGUGUUGAGGGUAUGAUACAACCUUGGUGCCAUAAGUAAUAAGAUUAAGAAAUUAAACGUACGAAACGUGUUCGCGUGUUUGCCACACAAACCGGAACUGUUUAGUUUGUUUUACAUCUAAGACAAUAUUUUAUGGUUUUUAAAUAAAUAGUUUUAAUAUUGUUGGGUUUUUUUUGUUUUUUGUUUUGUUCCUUUGCGAGAUGUGGGGAAGGGGAAAGAGGAUUGAUAAAAAAACACCCCAAUACAGAACGCUCAUAAAUCACAGUAAUAAAACUGUGGAGCUAAUGUAAGUGCAUUCGUUUAUCGAUUAGUAAGGUAUAAAAAAAAAUAACUAGAAUAUAACCUUCAUGUACGGAACGGGACGGUGGUGGAAAAAAAAGCAAAACGAACCAAAAUUGUGAUCACUAUCAACUUUAGAAAUCAACGCUACAUUCGGCGAUCAUCUUUAGGGAGUGAGGGGAAAAAACAAACUAAUUUAACCAUUUAUUCAGUCUCGGUACCGUAUCGUUAGAAUAAUGUUUGCACAUAACCGCAUAAACGGUACGGUACGUUAGCCGUGUGAAGCAAAAUUGUACGUGAUAAGCGAAAGUGGAAUUAAAAACAAAAAAAAAACAGACAAACCAAAACUGUAAUGCGAAUCAAAUCAAGGCAAAGCUAACCGUUCGGCGAAGGUGUUGAUGUUUGGCUGUUUUAUGAAGAGGUGGUUUUUGAUGAACCACCUUCCAUCGGUGCUGAUCCGUAAUUAGAUGUUUUAAUCAACAACUUCAAAUACCGUGAAAUGGAAAAUGUGCUUAACGUUACGUGUUGCUUUCAUGGUAAUGUUCACAUACACAUUCGGUGCACCGUCGGUUCUCCGUAAGAAAGAAAGAAAGAAAAAACAAUCGUCUAACACCCGCUAAUCGAUAACUGUCAAAAGUCUCGCAUCUGUUUCAUGGUAAUACAGUGUUGAGUGUGUAAAGAUUCGCCAUAAAAAUGGUAAAUAAAAACAUGGCGGAGCGGGGUUAAAAGAGAACAAAAAAAUAAAACCAUUUUCACGAUUCUGGUUGAAAGGUGAAUACACUUAGGAAGACUCAAUUUGGCAUAAAAGAGUCUUUUUUUUAAGUUUGUUUAAAAAAAUACAGAAAAAAGUUACAUCGAACGUAAAUAUGUAAUGUUAGAUGAUAAAUACGUAAUAUAUUUUAUAGAGAGAGAAAGAGGGAAAAAUAAUUAUUAAACAAACAAAAAAAACAAAAUACGAUAACAAAACAUUCGCUGGUUUCAUCGUAGUUUGACACGUGGAAACAUUGUUUAACAACGAUCAAAACAAAACUUUAAACUUUGAAACUACAAAACGUACCAAAAAAACAAAUCUAAACUUGUCUCCCGCAAGGUUCUAUAGAAGUAAUUCAAACCACACUGUUCUUUCCUAUUUCAGUUCUGUUUACUAACUAACUGUUACCUAACUUUCCAUUUUAUUUAUGUAAUUUUAAUCUAAAAAAUUUCCCCAAAACUCAACAGUAAAAAAAGCAAACUCUUCACUAUCUUUAUUCUACUCUCUCGCAAAAGAAAUAAAAUCCAACGUAUCGUAAAGCCCAAAUCGCGUGUAGUCGUUUUUAAAAACCCAAAACCAAAAUUUAGAAGAAAAAAAAACAAUAAUAAGAAAUUAACAAAACACUAUUAAGUGGUAACAAAGCAGAGAAUGUAACUGUGUGUAUGUGUGCGCGUGUGAGAUGAAAAUCAAAAAUUCAAUGAAAAUAUUUCACUACAUUGUUAGGGACGUAACAUUUGCCGCAUAUGUGGGUACGGAAUGAGCUCGAUCGUAAACAAAAUAUUGAUAAUAACAUUAGAUAAAUGGUGAUCGUAUUGUGCUGAUGUGGUUUCCUAUAAGGAAGCGUCAACAAUGGAUUUUACACGAAACAAAACACAUACCAAUAACAACCAUUUACGCUCACCAUCGCUGCCUUCGUGCGCGAGAAUAAUGAGAGCCGACACACGCACACAAACAUCAUUAAAUGACACGAAACAACAUAAACAACACAACCUUUGGAAACACAUUUAAAGCAAAUUUAGCAACAACAAAAAACCAUUUGAAAUUGAUGCAGAUAAUGAGGAUGUAUUUAUAGAAUUACACCAACACACACGAACACGUACACAAUACACAUCUCCCACUCACAAAAAUCUCUGUGUGAAAUGAAACGAAGAAAACAAAACAAAUAAAAUAAAACAGUGUAUGAGUAUA
Messenger RNA from Anopheles funestus (African malaria mosquito), 11282 nucleotides. RefSeq names its product G-protein coupled receptor moody. The record is from RefSeq and is a predicted model, not a curated record. The transcript has 9 exons. Lineage: Eukaryota; Metazoa; Arthropoda; Insecta; Diptera; Culicidae. The coding region runs from base 2762 to 5518 and encodes 918 amino acids. Gene Ontology annotation, cellular component: membrane. Gene Ontology annotation, biological process: neuropeptide signaling pathway. Gene Ontology annotation, molecular function: neuropeptide receptor activity.